CCGGCCUGAGGGGGCGGCCCGGCCGCGUUUGGCGCCAUGGCCGCCAUGGAGCCCGAGCGGCUGCGGCGCCGCCUCGGCUCCGCGUUCCGGCUGCGGGGGCUCGUCCUGCGCCCGGAUGCCCUGAAGUAUCUCACUGAAGCUUUCCAGUCCACCAGUGAGGGGGAACUUGACGAUAUAAUUGAAAAUGUCAUCGAUGCCGUUGAAAAACAGCCUUUGUCAUCCAACAUGAUUGAGCAGCCCCUGGUGGAAGCAGCUGUCCAGGAAUGCAGCCGGGCUCCGGAUGAGGCCAUAGAAAAUGUUUUCAACAUUAUUGGAGCCUUUGACAUUCCACGUUAUAUUUAUAAUUCAGAAAGAAAGAAGUUUCUGCCCCUGUCCAUGACUGACCUGCCCAGGCCCAGUUUAUUUGGGACUGCCAGGGACAAGGCGGAGCUGUUCCGGGAGCGCUACUCCAUCCUCCAGCAGAGGACUCACAGACAUGAGCUGUUCACUCCUUCACCAGUUGAUGCUCAUCCUGAUGAUAGCAAGAACAAAUUCCAGCUAAAGACAGUAGAAACUCUCCUGGGCAAUCCAGCUAAAGUGGGAGAAGUGAUUGUGCUUGGGAUGAUCACUCAGCUCAAGGAGGGGAAAUUUUUCCUGGAAGACCCCACAGGAGUGGUCCAGCUAGACCUUAGUAAAGCACAGUUCCACAGUGGGUUAUACACUGAAUCCUCCUUUGUUCUGGCAGAAGGUUGGUAUGAAGAUGAAGUUUUUCAUGUGAACGCUUUUGGAUUUCCGCCCUCUGAGCCUUCUGCCACCACGAGAGCCUUCUAUGGGAAUAUCAACUUCUUUGGAGGGCCUUCCUCAUCAUCAGUAAAGGCUUCUGCAAAGCUGAAGCAGCUGGAGGAAGAGAAUGAAGAUGCCAUGUUUGUGUUUGUGUCUGAUGUGUGGCUGGACCAAGCAGAGGUGCUGGAAAAGCUUCACAUGAUGUUUUCAGGUUAUUCCUCUGCACCUCCCACCUGCUUUUUCUUCUGUGGAAAUUUCUCAUCUGCACCAUAUGGCAAAAAUCAAAUCCAGUCCCUGAAAGGUUCUUUGAAGGCUCUGGCAGAUAUUAUAUGUGAAUAUCCCAGCAUCCAUAAAAGUAGUCGAUUUGUGUUUGUCCCUGGUCCUGAAGAUCCUGGGCCUGGUUCUAUUUUACCAAGACCCCCCCUGGCUGAAAAUAUCACUCAGGAAUUCAGACAGCUGGUGCCAUUUUCAGUUUUCACCACAAAUCCCUGCAGGGUUCAAUAUUGCACCCAAGAAAUCAUUAUUUUUCGGGAAGAUUUGGUCAACAAAAUGUGCAGGAACUGUGUCCGCUUCCCAAGCAGCACCAUGGACAUUCCCAACCAUUUUGUGAAGACCAUUUUGUCCCAGGGGCACCUGAGCCCGCUGCCGCUGUACGUCAGCCCCGUGUUCUGGGCCUACGAUUGCUCGCUGCGGGUUUAUCCCGUGCCAGACCUGCUGGUCACUGCUGACAAACACGACCCCUUCACCGUCACCAGCUCCGAGUGCCUCUGCAUCAACCCCGGUUCGUUCCCCAGAAGUGGAUUUUGCUUCAAGGUGUUCUACCCUUCCAACAAGACAGUUGAAGACAGCAAGCUUCAAGGACUCUGAAUUUCUGUGGCACUGAAAAAAGGCAGUGAAACCAUGGGAAACCAACUGUAGCUCUUAUUUUUUACGUGCCUAAGUUUUGUGAUGUAUUGUGGACUUUUUGUAAAAAAUGUCAAAGACUGAUUUGUUUUGUACACAAAUAAACUUUUACAGGAAAA
This is a messenger RNA of Pyrgilauda ruficollis (rufous-necked snowfinch), 1784 nucleotides long. It is a transcript of the gene POLE2, whose product is annotated as DNA polymerase epsilon 2, accessory subunit. The record is from RefSeq and is a predicted model, not a curated record. Bases 37 to 1629 code for a protein of 530 amino acids. Gene Ontology annotation, biological process: DNA-templated DNA replication; error-prone translesion synthesis. Gene Ontology annotation, molecular function: DNA binding. Lineage: Eukaryota; Metazoa; Chordata; Aves; Passeriformes; Passeridae. The transcript is spliced from 19 exons. Gene Ontology annotation, cellular component: epsilon DNA polymerase complex.